This is a messenger RNA of Malus domestica (apple), 1679 nucleotides long. NCBI's taxonomy places the organism in Eukaryota, Viridiplantae, Streptophyta, Magnoliopsida, Rosales, Rosaceae. The record is from RefSeq and is a predicted model, not a curated record.
AUCUGGCUCUUUCAAGCCACGGGCAUUUACUGCUACUAAACACCCUCUCCUUUCUCUUCUAUCUCCUGAUUAUAUACCUACUACAUAUCUCCAAGCUUCAAAGUCUUCUCAUUGGCAUCAAGCUAUGCAAGAGGAAGUCAAUGCCCUCAUCAACACUGGCACAUGGUCUCUUGUUCCCAAGUCUACAUCUCAGAAUAUUGUAGGCUGCAAGUGGGUGUUCCGAAUUAAAAGAAAACCCGAUGGUACUAUUGAUUGGUAUAAGGCUCGCCUUGUGGCCAAGGGAUUCAAUCAACAAGAAGGUUUAGAUUACACAGAGACUUUCAGUCCGGUAGCAAAACCUGUUACUAUUCGAAUUCUUCUCACCUUUGCGGCUCAGUUUGAUUGGUAUUUAAAUAAACUCGAUGUCAACAAUGCUUUUCUACAUGGGACACUUACUGAAUCUGUUUUCAUGCAUCAGCCUCCUAGUUUUGAAGAUUCUACGCAGCCAUCUCAUGUCUGUCACCUGCACAAAUCCUUAUAUGGUUUGAAACAAGCUCCGAGAGCUUGGUAUGAGAAGCUUCAUGGUGCUCUUCAGUCACUUGGUUUUCAUAGCUCUUCCAGUGAUCAUUCCUUGUUCAUUAAAAAGGUUUCCAACUCUGCUGUGGUGUUCAUUUUAGUGUAUGUUGAUGACAUUUUAGUCACUGGACCCAAUUCUGCUGAAUGUCGAAAGGUUAUUCAUCAACUUAGCUCCCUGUUUCCCAUUAAAGAUCUCGGACCUCUUCAUUAUUUUCUUGGUCUUGAAGUCAAACGCUCAUCUUCUGGUAUUUUCAUAUCUCAGACCAAAUAUAUUGUGGAUCUGCUUUCCAAGGCCAACAUGACUAGUGCUAAACCCUGUACCACACCUCUUAGCACUUCUAAGCUUAAUCAUGACUCCCCUUUGUGCGAUAAUAUCUCUGAGUAUCGAUCCUUGGUUGGUGCACUUCAAUACCUUACAGGGACACGACCGGAUCUUAGUUUUGCAGUGAAUCUUGUCUGUCAAUUUAUGCAUCAACCCAGAAUUUCCCAUUUUCAAGCAAUCAAGCGCAUUCUUCGAUAUCUUAAGGGCUCCAUUGAUCUUGGUUUAUGGUUUUCCAAAAGUUUUACACCUCCCACACUAACUGCAUUCUCAGAUGCUGAUUGGGCUGGCUGUGCCCUUGAUCGUCGAUCUACUGGAGGGUAUUGUGUUUUUCUGGGCAAUUCCUUGAUCAGCUGGAGUGCAAAGAAACAACCCAUUGUUGCUCGAUCUUCAAUAGAGGCCGAAUAUCGCUCUCUUGCCAAUACUGCUUCUGAAAUCACUUGGGUCUAUCAGUUGUUACUCGACAUUGGUUAUUGUUUGCCUCACACUCCUCAAAUCUGGUGUGACAAUUUCUGUAAUAUCUCUUGCUAAGAAUCCUUUAUUUCAUGCUCGGACCAAGCAUGUGGAAAUAGACUAUCAUUACAUUCGUGAGAAAGUCUUAGCUCGUAAGAUCUCUAUGCAUUUUGUUUGUACCCAAGAUUAAGUUGCUGAUAUUUGCACAAAGUCUCUGUCAAAAUCCAGAUUUCAUUUCCUUCGUGGCAAACUUCAACUUCGGAUUCCCCGGUUUUGUUUGAGGGGGAAUAUAAAGGGUAAUAUUGUAACUACACUAUCUAGGGAUAUUACUUAGUGAUUAAGUAUUAGUUAG